Molecule: messenger RNA, 396 nt
Organism: Galendromus occidentalis (western predatory mite)
Lineage: Eukaryota; Metazoa; Arthropoda; Arachnida; Mesostigmata; Phytoseiidae
Gene: wde
Product: Fibronectin-III type domain-containing protein windei
Exons: 2
Coding region: 1-396 (131 amino acids)
Biological process (GO): regulation of DNA-templated transcription
Cellular component (GO): transcription regulator complex; nucleus
Molecular function (GO): transcription coregulator activity; protein binding
Source: RefSeq, a predicted model, not a curated record
AUGCAGCGUGCCCGUCAUCCGGCUCCUCUGCCUGAGCCGCCGAAGUAUGAUAUCGGUGAACUCCACACUCCGCCCGCUCCGAUUGUUGAUGUGACUACGUCGGACGGGGGUAUCGUUGUGACGUGGGACAUGAAACUGCAGCCGAAUUUGAGGUACUCGCCCGCGGACAAAUAUCAGAUCUUCACUUACACGGAGGGUGAGCAACCGCCAUCGACCGAUCUCUGGAGGAAUAUCGGCACCAUAAAUGCUCUACCGCUGCCGAUGGCAGUGACUCUAUGCUCGUACAAACGCGGUUUUCGGUAUUACUUCGCGGUUCGAGGUCUCGACCGAGAAAACCGUUAUGGUGCUUUCAAUGAACCCAAAUCUGUUGAUCUCAGAGAGAUAACGGUCCUGUGA